GAGGCCGGGCUGGGCUGCAGCCCCAUUGAGCAGAGUUUAGUCCAGGCACAGGUUGCCCGCGUCUCAUUCAUAAACACACAGCGGGGCAAGUGCGGAAGCCGGGGCUGGGACCGGGACGAGGACACCGAGGGUCCCGGGGAAGAUGCAACGCCCGGGUGCGGCGGCGCUGAGCUGCUGCCUGGUGCUAGUCCUCAUCCCCCGGCCACUCAUCAUCAGCGGCGCCGCGGGAACAGCGGCCGCUCGGCCCGAGAGGGUGAGUGUGUGUGGAGGCUGCUGCAGAACUCGGCUGUCAGGAUCGCCAGUGGGACAGUGCCCCAAACCACCCUGCCCCCAGCGUUGUGCCGGUGCUGGGUCUUGCCGGCCGCCGCUGAGUUGCCGGUGUAAGGCGGGUGUGGAGGGGAGUCGGUGCGGGACCGUCCCCGCCUCACGGCCCGUGUCCCGGGGGUCGCCGCCCGCGGCGAGAGGGGACAGGAGAGCGGGCGGCACCCGCUACACCAACACCGCCCGCCGGCUGCCUCUGCCGGUGAAGCAGACCAGGAGGGUGUUACUACAGAGGGUCUGGGUCUCUGGCACUCGGCCAGCCAGUGCCCACAGUCGCUCGGUAGCGCCCCGCGCUCGCAUACAGAGCGCCAGGAGCAGCAGGAAGAUACUCCGGCCAGUUCUCUGCUCAGUGAGAUGCCAGAAUGGAGGGGUGUGCGUGCGUCGAGACCGCUGUCGUUGCCCGCCCGGCUUCACGGGGCGACUGUGCCACAUCGCCACCGAGUCGACCAACAACCAAGUCCUCAGCAGCCUCCCAACCAAGAGGCCAGGCUCAGCGCCCAACGGCAAGAUACAAAGCAUCUACACUCUGCCUCUGUCCAACCAGCGACACCAAGCACAGAGUCAACAGGUACCAUCGAUUGUUGAUCUACGGGUCAACCACCCACCUGAGGUGCAGGUGAAGGUGCAUCAGGUCGCGCAGGUGGAUGGAGGAAGGAACAGCUUCUCAGCUCAGCAAGACACUGCACGAGGGGGGACCUUCCAGAGGGAUCCUCAAGAUGAGGCAACGCAAGAACAACUGAGACCACUCGCCUCCACUCCCCCAUCGGGCGGUGACUAUCCCUUUGGUUAUUGCUUCACUGAGAUCACAAACGGACAGUGUGCCACACCGCUGACCGGCCUCCGCACCAGGGACCACUGCUGUCGAGGAGGGGGCGCGGGCUGGGGAGUGUCAGAGUGCACCGUGUGCCCACGUUCUCCAGAAAAUGACUGUCCGCGAGGAUUCCAGAAAAUGGCAGAUGGCGAAUGUCAAGACAUCAACGAGUGUGGCCUGCCAAGGAUCUGUCAGGACGGCAAGUGUGUGAAUAUGAAGGGCAGUUACAGAUGUACCUGUAACCCUGGCUUCGUGCAGGACACCUCCAAGAGUCGCUGCAUCUCGCACCAGGUGAUAUCGUUGACCAGAGGACUGUGUUACCGCAUCCACAGGGGCGGUUCCUGCUCUCUGCCUGUGGUCCAGAACAUCACCAAGCAGAUCUGCUGCUGUAGUCGUGUGGGCAAAGCCUGGGGUCCGAGCUGCCAAAGAUGCCCGGCGGCUGGCACAGGUGCAUUCAGGGAAGUGUGCCCGGCUGUCCCCGUGCUACCCACUACAACCAGGUAUGAUCUCCGACUCCCAACCGGGGCAAACCGGAGCUUUGGCCAACACCGGCCGCGGGCUGGAGAGACCUGCGCCCCAGCACCACGUCUGGCACCGAUCGUUCAACACAACACAUCGGCUCCCAGGUUGCGGGAGAUGGCGACUGUGGCCAGGACUCGAGCCACCACCACUGCCCCGCCUCACACCACACGUCCAGCUCCUGAGCUACACAUCUGCCUGCGCGUGCCACACGUGUGUGGGCCGGGACACUGCGUGGCGCGGCAGCGGGGCCACACGUGUGUGUGCAACAUUGGGUUCCAGCUCAAUACAGAGCGGUCACGGUGUGUGGAUGCGGAUGAAUGUGGACAACGGCCUUCGCUCUGCCCCAACGCGCGGUGUGAGAACAGCGUUGGAAGUUACCGCUGCGUGUGUUCCCGAGGGUUCGCCGCCAAUUCCCACGGCACAGAUUGUACCGACACGGACGAGUGUUCGGAUGAAUCCACCUGCCCCAACUCGGAGUGUGUGAACACCAUCGGCUCCUUCCACUGCCUUCCCUGCCCAGCUGGCUAUCAGGUUCAUCACCGCAAGUGUGCAGACGUGGACGAGUGUGCGGGAGGUGCGGCCUGUGGAGCUGCGGGGGUGUGCGUCAACACCGAGGGAUCGUACCAGUGCAGCUGUCACCACGGAUACCGGCUCAGCGUCGACGGCAAACAGUGUGCAGAUAUCAACGAGUGUUUUGAGGGUGAUUUCUGUGCCCCGUAUGGAGAGUGUUUGAACAGCCCAGGUUCCUACACCUGCCUGUGUGCUGAAGGAUUCAUCACCUCUACCGAUCUCUCCACUUGCUUGGAUGUUAAUGAGUGUACCACGGCGAACCUCUGCAUCAAGGGCCGCUGCACAAACACCGUUGGCUCCUUCGAAUGCUCCUGUGAGCCUGGAUUCGCAGUAGAUGCCGAUCAGUCGCGGUGUGUGGAUCGUGACGAGUGUGCGGAAUAUCCGAGUAUCUGUGGUUCUAAACGGUGUGAGAACAGCCCUGGAUCCUUCCAGUGCAUCACAGAGUGUGGUGUGGGAUUCCAGCUCAGCCCGGACCAGGAAUGUAGCGAUAUAGAUGAAUGCACCAACGCCACCAUCUGUGGAACGAACGCCUACUGCCAGAACGUGGCGGGAUCGUUCCGGUGUCACUGCGACCGACAUUACCGCAUCGCUCCGGACGGCUCCGGGUGUGUGGAUCGUGACGAGUGUGCGGAAUAUCCGAGUAUCUGCGGCUCCAAACGGUGUGAGAACAGCCCUGGAUCCUUCCAGUGCAUCACAGAGUGUGGUGUGGGAUUCCAGCUCAGCCCGGCCCAGGAAUGUAGCGAUAUAGAUGAAUGCACCAACACCACCAUCUGUGGAACGAACGCCUACUGCCAGAACGUGGCGGGAUCGUUCCGAUGUCACUGCGACCGACAUUACCGCAUCGCUCCGGACGGCUCCGCGUGUGUGGAUCGUGACGAGUGUGCGGAAUAUCCGAGUAUCUGCGGCUCAAAACGCUGUGAGAACAGCCCUGGAUCCUUCCAGUGCAUCACAGAGUGUGGUGUGGGAUUCCAGCUCAGCCCGGACCAGGAAUGUAGCGAUAUAGAUGAAUGCACCAACUCCACCAUCUGUGGAGCCAACACCUACUGCCAGAAUGUGGCGGGAUCGUUCCGAUGUGUCUGUGACCAGGGUUACGGGACAGUACCAGACGGCCCGGGCUGUGUGGAUAUAGAUGAAUGCACCAACUCCACCAUCUGUGGAGCCAACACCUACUGCCAGAACGUGGCGGGAUCGUUCCGAUGUGUCUGUGACCAGGGUUACGGGACAGUACCAGACGGCCCGGGCUGUGUGGAUGUGAAUGAGUGUGAGCUGAUGCAGGCGGUGUGUGGCUCAGCGGCGUGUGAGAACGUGCCUGGUUCAUUCUUCUGUAUCUGCCCGGGCGACAAGG
Amblyraja radiata (thorny skate) is the source of this 3569-nucleotide messenger RNA. Its product is annotated as latent-transforming growth factor beta-binding protein 2-like. The transcript has 26 exons. The record is from RefSeq and is a predicted model, not a curated record. Gene Ontology annotation, molecular function: calcium ion binding. The annotation marks the transcript as partial. Lineage: Eukaryota; Metazoa; Chordata; Chondrichthyes; Rajiformes; Rajidae.